Molecule: messenger RNA, 727 nt
Organism: Diachasmimorpha longicaudata
Lineage: Eukaryota; Metazoa; Arthropoda; Insecta; Hymenoptera; Braconidae
Gene: RpII18
Product: DNA-directed RNA polymerases I, II, and III subunit RPABC2
Exons: 3
Coding region: 186-578 (130 amino acids)
Biological process (GO): transcription by RNA polymerase I; tRNA transcription by RNA polymerase III; transcription by RNA polymerase II
Cellular component (GO): RNA polymerase III complex; RNA polymerase I complex; RNA polymerase II, core complex
Molecular function (GO): DNA binding
Source: RefSeq, a predicted model, not a curated record
CUGCACGUUGUUUCGUUUUCGUUAUUUAUUUUAACGCUUGGUCACUUCGAUCACGUUUAGUGCUCAUUUGCGGUGUGAAAUAAUGGUUAAAAUAUAAUUAAAUUAUUUAUUUCCACUUGAUUAUUGAUAAAUAACGUUUCCUGCGUUUCUGCAAUCCAUUCAAAUUCCAUUCAACUCCAGAAAUUAUGGCAGACGACGAUUUUGAUGGGGAUGAGGUAGCAGACGACUUCGAUGAUGCAGAUGAAGAUGACAACAUUGAAUUGGAACAACAGGAAGAAGAAGGGGAUAAUUUCGAACUCCUGCAGACCGGAGAAGGAAAUGCAGGUGUUCAAAAAUCUAAGAGGAUAACCACCAGAUACAUGACGAAGUAUGAAAGGGCAAGGGUUCUUGGCACACGAGCCUUGCAAAUUGCCAUGUGUGCACCCGUAAUGGUGGAGCUCGAGGGAGAAACGGAUCCCCUGCAAAUCGCCAUGAAAGAAUUGAAGCAGAGAAAAAUUCCCAUUGUCAUCCGAAGAUAUCUUCCAGAUCACAGCUACGAGGAUUGGGGAAUUGAUGAGCUAAUUAUCACUGAUCACUAAAUAUUACAAACUGCGUCUGAAUUAUUUAUGUACCCCAAUCGAAAUAUUUUAAUAUAGAAGAAUAGUGUUGGUCUGAAGGACUGAUCUCCCGAUCAUACAUUAACUCAUCAGAUUAAUUAAUUUGUAAAUAAAUCUUGUCGCUUAAAAUC